UUUACACUAGGAGGUGUAGUGCUUUUUGCUGAAGUAGGGUUUAAAAGCUAAGUCUUUCUCCUAAAGUUGGAUAAUAUCGCUGACUUGAAUAGAAAGAUGAUAUAUCGCGUUAUUUUUAAUUAAUACAAGUCGUAUUCAUCCUAGGUUUUUUUUUUUAAAGCGUGUUUUGAUGCGCGCCUCCCCCUCUCUGAUUUCGUGUUUCAGUCGUCCUACACACUUCUCCAUUCAUAAAAAAGAGUCGGUUUGCGAAGUGACUCAGACGUGGUCUGUGACAUCAGUUAAAACAUCGGGAAAAAAAGGGGACUGCUAUUUCUUUUUUGGAGUGGAAAAGUUAAAAAAUAAUUUUAAAACUUAAAAAAAAAAAAAAAAAAAAAAGGUUUACCUGGGAGAAUAUGUAUCGCGGCUACAGCGGGCACCACGGCGGCGGCAGCGGUGCUCAAUACCCCGGCGCUGGCGGGAGGAACGACGCGGGCAGCGCCGGGGAUAUGAACGCAGCGACCACGACGUCACAGCAGCAGAAAUCCAGCCCUGAAACGCGGUCCUGCGCUGGACAGUUCGUCCCCAGUCUGAACACUAUCGCCAGCAGCCAGGAUCUGCAGUGGAUGGUCCAGCCCGCUGGAUUCAGCACCAGCGUGUCCGGACAGCUCCCUCGCUCCCGGCCGCACUACCCCCUCGCCCACUCCUCGGCCCCCCACCCGCAAGCCGCUCAUCCACAGCCGCGGCUCUCCGGCUUGGGCCGGCAGGGAGUGAUCAGGUCCACGGGCUUCAGCGGACGCAGGAGACACGACGACUACCUAUGCCCAGAGGAGGCGGAGAGGCGGCGGGUGAGGAGAGAACGGAACAAGCUGGCAGCUGCCAAGUGUCGAAACCGCCGGCGGGAGCUCACCGACACCCUGCAAGCUGAGACCGAGAAGCUGGAAAGUGACAAAGCUGCCCUGCAGAAGGAGGUCUCCGAGCUGGAGAAGGAGAAGGAGAAGCUGGAGCUGGUGCUGCAAGCCCACCAGCCCAUCUGCAAGAUCCCCGAGUCGGACGCGGACUCCGACCGGACCCCCGAACCCCAGGGAGCGGUCAAGACCGAGCCGGCUGACCUCUCCACCACCCGCAGGGACCGGACAACCACAGUGCGGAAAAGAACGCCGCUCCCUUUCUCUCGAAUGCCCCCCCAGGAUGAGGAGCCCGACGCCCUCCACACCCCCACUCUGAUCACCACCCCCUCCCUCACCCCCUUCACCGCCAGCCUGGUGUUCACCUACCCCAGCACCCCCCUGGACGCCCUCCCCUCCUGCUCAUCCUCCGCCCCACUCCCCCCUGGAGAGGCCUGUGCUGUGGCUCACAGGCGCGGCAGCAGCAGCAGCGGAGAGCAGUCCUCCGAUUCGCUCAGCUCUCCCAAGCUGCUGACUCUCUGAGCCCAGCCCCCAGGGGAGGAGCCUGUGAGGGAGGGAGGGAGGGGCCUACGAGGGAGGGAGGAGCCUAACGAGGGAGGGAGGAGCCUGCGAAGGAGGGAGGUCAUAGAUGACAACCCCAAAAUGGUCCCAUAGAUAAAGGCAAUGAGUGAACGAAUGGAUUCAAGAAUGAAUGAGUGGUGGAAAUGCAUUGAAUUCAAUGAAAUGUGCCUUCUAAUUAUAGUUCUGAUGCACAGUUCACACACCCUGGUCUUGUCUCUUGUAAAACGCUUUGUGAUGGUGCUCCACUAUGAAAGGCGC
Polyodon spathula (Mississippi paddlefish) is the source of this 1703-nucleotide messenger RNA. RefSeq names its product fos-related antigen 1-like. The record is from RefSeq and is a predicted model, not a curated record. Gene Ontology annotation, molecular function: RNA polymerase II cis-regulatory region sequence-specific DNA binding; DNA-binding transcription factor activity, RNA polymerase II-specific. Gene Ontology annotation, biological process: regulation of transcription by RNA polymerase II. Gene Ontology annotation, cellular component: nucleus. NCBI's taxonomy places the organism in Eukaryota, Metazoa, Chordata, Actinopteri, Acipenseriformes, Polyodontidae. The transcript is spliced from 4 exons. Bases 393 to 1406 code for a protein of 337 amino acids.